Panicum virgatum (switchgrass) is the source of this 2937-nucleotide messenger RNA. Its product is annotated as pentatricopeptide repeat-containing protein At5g08510-like. The record is from RefSeq and is a predicted model, not a curated record. The transcript is spliced from 3 exons. Bases 35 to 1582 code for a protein of 515 amino acids. Gene Ontology annotation, molecular function: protein binding; RNA binding. Lineage: Eukaryota; Viridiplantae; Streptophyta; Magnoliopsida; Poales; Poaceae. Gene Ontology annotation, biological process: RNA modification.
AACCGGAUCCGGAGGUGGGCCCGGGGCUCCGCCAAUGGAGGAAGCGAAGCGGCUGCACGCGCGCCUGCUCCGCCGCGGCGAGCACCGCCUGCAGCCGCUGCUCCUCCGCGUGCUCGCCGCCGGCGACCUCCGCUACGCCGCGCUCCUGCUCGAGUCCUUCUCUUCGUCCUCGUCCUCGUCUCCUCCCUCCGCGCCGCUCCACAACCGCCUCCUCCACGCGCUCGCCUACGCCCGCCACCCGCUGCUGCUCCCCUUCUUCUCCCGCGCCCACCGCCUCCGCCUCCUCACCUCGCUCUCCUUCACCCUGCUCUUCUCCUCCUCCGCCGCCGCCGCAUCCUCAUCGUCCACGCGUUUCGCGGUGUGCGCCCACGCCUUGCUGAUCAAGUCCGGGCACUUCGCGUCCGCCGGCGACCCGUUCCUCGCCUCCGCGCUCGUCUCCUUCUACGCCAAGAACCGCCUCCUGGCUGAAGCCAGGCUGGUGUUCGACGAGUUGCCCUGCAGGGACGCAGCCGUGUACAAUGCGCUGCUCUCGGCGUACACAAGGGGCGGGCUCAUCGACACCGUGGAGAAGCUGUUCGAGGAAAUGCCUGAGAAGAAUGUGGUUUCUUGGACCGCGAUGGUGUCCGGUUACGCGCAGAACGGGAAGCACGAGCAGGCGGUAGAGACAUUCUUGGAGAUGUGGGAGAAGGAAGGUGUGCGACCCAAUGAGCUCACAGUGAGCAGCGUACUGCCUGCAUGCGCGGAUGUUGGGGCGAUGGAGCUGGGAAGGAAGGUGGAGAAGUACGCAAGGGGCGAGGGCCUACUGAAGAACAUAUAUGUGGCGAAUGCAUUGGUCGAGAUGUAUGCCAAGUGUGGGAGCAUUCGACAAGCUUGGAAGGUGUUUCAGGGCAUCGGACAGCGAAGGGAUCUUUGUUCUUGGAACUCAAUGAUCAUGGCAUUUGCUGUGCAUGGCCUGUGGAGGGAGGCGCUGGUCUUGUUUCAUAAGUUGAGGAUGGCAGGGGUUAAACCAGAUGGCAUUACAUUGCUUGGAGUUAUUUUGGCCUGUACUCAUGGAGGCUUGGUGGAUGAAGGCAAGCUGCUCUUCAACUCAAUUAGAGAAGAGUUCGGUCUUAAGCCAAGAAUUGAGCACUAUGGUUGCAUGGUUGAUCUGCUGGGGCGUGCCGGACUCUUAAAAGAAGCGGAGAAUCUGAUAUCGAGCAUGCCAGUGGAGCCUGAUGCCAUAAUCUGGGGAGCCUUGCUUGGGGCUUGCAGCUUCCAUGGCAACAUUGAACUAGCAGAAAUAGCUGUGGAAAAACUAAUGCAUCUGGAGCCGCAAAACACAGCAAACCUACUGAUCCUUUCAAAUAUAUAUGCAUCUUGUGGAAAAUGGGACGGUGUUGCCCAGGUCUGGAAGUUACUUAGGGAAAAAGAUCAUAAGAAAUCAGCUGGGUACAGUUUCAUUGAGUUAGAUGGCAGGAUGCAUAAGUUCUUGGUUGAGGAUAAGUCGCAUCCAAGAUAUGAGGAGGUAUAUGAAACCCUGGAUAGCAUCACACUUACCAUGAAGCUUGUCGGCUUGGAAAAUUCAGAAGAAGAGGAAGGCUAAUUUGUUCAUCACCACCUUCCUUAUCUUUUUCUUGAGCCACCUAGAUAUGGGAAGAAAGUGAGAUAAAGUCACUCGAGAUUGAUUGCAGGCUUGUUGCUCUGAUCGUCUGUAUCAAAUUGAACUGCAAAGGGAUACAUCAAGGUGGCAACAGAAGAUGUGACAUAUCAAGUGAAUGCCGCACCUGAAUAUAAACAGAUUCUCUUCUACUACCAAAUGGCUGUUUCACUUGUGCUUACUAUUCGGAUGUGCUGUGCAAGAGUACCAGGCAGGAAAAACAUGUAAUUUCAUGACAUCCCCCCAAGCAGCUCACCAUGGAAGAUGCUAUAGGAAACUCUCAAACUAUGGUCUAUGCAUGCGAUGAUGAGAUUGCUUGGAAGUAUGAUGCAGGAAUUAUCGAUGUCAUCUUUGUGCCAAUCAUGUUCGCAUGGUUCCCCUGUGUAGCACUUUUCAGCCGUGGUAUGGAGAUCACCCUCGUAUAUGCUGGACCUGAGGCAAACAUGAAACUGUCAAAUGGCAGAAAUAAGAAGCCACAUCCAUCCUCUACUUUCUUAAAAAUAGGAAUAUGCGCUCCACCUUUACAGUAUAUAUUUUGCCAUGCUUCCUUGAAUUUAGUGUGUUCGUUGGUUCCUUUCUUAUAGCUGCAACUGGUAUGUUGAGCAAAUUAACUGCUUUUUGUGUGCUAUGUAUCAAUGUGGAUUCUGGAAACAUGAAAACGACUGCUGCUGCUUAAGGUGUGAACACACCAGCACAAACAAAGAGAAAAUUUGAUCAGAUAGGACACUCCAGAAGGACACAAUGGGCACUGGUCAAUGUUCGGAUUGCCAUGUAAUUUGGAAAAACCAUUUCUCCAGGUCAGUUUCACAAUUAGGAACAUAAUCAUAACAUAAGAUGCUUGACAUGACUUGUAAGUGCUGAUGACCGGACAUGAUGAUGAAUGUUAUUUUACUUGUGCCAUUGUUUCAUCUACUGACAUGACAUAAUUCAUAGCAUGAUUUUUUCCUCGUCCUUUUGUGUUUGAAAAGUUGGCUGAUCCAGGUAGUGCUCUGUAUCCUUGAUGACGCCUUGCAAUCAGGAGCUACCAAUCAGAUGCUUCUUCCUGUGGAGCUAGCAGCGUCAGAAGCCAACUGGGAUAAGCUGAUCUUCUGAGCCAUAUAUCAUCAAUUAUCUAAUACAUGAAAGACUGAUGUAUGAAUAGUUAUCACUGUAAAAUUUAGGGUUAUGACUCAUGUGGUUAAGUUGAGUAAGACAAGCUUCUGUUGGGUUAAUCACAUGCUGUGAAAAUCUAGAAUGGCCUGGAAAAGUGACAGUUCUUGUACCAAUCUGAUGCUAUUCCAUAAAGACUGUUCUGUUGGCAA